Bactrocera oleae (olive fruit fly) is the source of this 1671-nucleotide messenger RNA. Lineage: Eukaryota; Metazoa; Arthropoda; Insecta; Diptera; Tephritidae. The record is from RefSeq and is a predicted model, not a curated record.
AUGCUACAACUCUUCAAAAACCUGCGAGCUGCGCUAAUUUCCGACAUUAUAAACAACUUGACUGCAGAUUUAGAAUUGGAAUUAAAUAUCUUUGUAAACAAUGACGUAGCUCACGCCAACGAACUCUAUCGGCGCUGUGCUUCGACACCGAAAAUCAUACUUGACAACGAAAAUGCCACGCUAGGCAUCAAAGGUCGCAUAACGGAAAAUGUAUUAACCAUCGUUUUUAUUCGUGCAGAUGACACGAAACGCAAUAUGAAUUUUUUGGUCGAACUAUUGUGGGAACGGCAUUACACGAAUGUGCUGUUCGUAUACGAAAACACGCAAGCAGUUUCGAACUUAAACACACUUUUUCAAUUUUGUUGGCGAAAUGGUUUCGUCAAAGUGCUGGUUUUGGUCAAUCGCCUGCUCUACACAUAUCAACCAUUUCCACGCAUAAAAGUGGUGGCUUUAAGCAAACUCAGCGAAUAUUAUGACAAGUCGCAUUUGCAGAAUUUUCAAGGUUAUCCGCUACGUUCGAGUAUUAACAAUAAUGCGCCGAGGGUUUAUCAUUACACAGACGCCAAUGGAAAUCUCGCUAGUGGUGGUUAUUUGUAUUGGUUGAUAUUGUUAUUUAUUGAACAUUAUAACGGCACAUUUAAAGAGGUACGCAUGCCUACCUAUCAAGUAAACUUAACAAAUACAAUUUGGGCGUUUGAGCAUAAAGAAAUCGAUAUAAUGGCCGAUCUGCUCUUCAUGUAUCCUAAUUAUUCGCACAGCGCUGUAAUUUAUAAUUAUCGCACAUUUUUAAUGGCGCCUUAUGCCGAACCACUGCCGCUCUAUAUGUACAUGCUGAAACCUAUGAAGAGUUUAAUUUGGUUGCUUAUAUUGUUAGCACUUUUCUAUGCAAUUCUGGCGCAAAUGCUGUUCUCCUGGCUGCGUGGACGCCACCUGAACUUUGGCUUGGUUUUUUUGCGCACGCUCAGCUCGCUACUCUACCUUCCGAGUUACUACUAUAGUCGUUGUACGAGAGCGCAAAUUUUCUGUGUCAUUUUAUUAUUGGCUUGUAGCUUUCCUUUGACGAGCUUAUAUCAGACGAGUAUGACGAGCAUGAUUAUAUCACGGCUCUAUGAGCCGCAGGUUAACAGCAUAGCUGAUAUUGCGCGCACGAGAUUCGUUAUACCAAUGACGAGGAUGGAUAUUGCCUAUAUGAGUCGUUUAUCUGAUAUACCACAAAUAAUUUAUGAUCGCUUGAUUGAAGUUAGCGGGACGGAAAUCUAUCAGUUGCUGCGCGAUUUGAACAGCUCGUACAUACUCACUUUCCUCGAGGAUAAAGCGGCGUUUUUCAUGUAUCAGCAGAAAUUCAUGCGUAUACCCCGUUUCAAGCUAGUCGAUGAGGAGCUUACACAGGUGCCACUGUUUAUAAGUUUGCCGCAUGGCUCUCCAUUUUUGCAGGUGUUUAACCAUUUUUUGGGUAGGAUUUUCGAUUCGGGUAUUUUUCAGAAAAUGUUCGUCGACAGCGCUGAGGAGGGAAUCAUAAGCAAUGAGAUAAGAUUCUUCCGCACUGUCUCCUUUGACUUUCAACCACUCAAAGUCGAACAUUUUUCGCUGAUAUUUGUAGUUUGGGCUUUCGGAAUGCUGUGUGCUCUUAUUUGCUUUCUCGUUGAGUUGAAAAUGGUUAAGUGGCGGUAG